AAACAAAUGGUUGUCCAAGCUUUUAUGAAGCCAGGCCCAAAUGUGAACAAAAUUCCAAAAUAUCUUUCCUUUCACCAACUCUCACAUCUUUCCAAAGGACUCAAUCUCAGGUGUCCUGACUCUAGAUCUAUUGUACUUGGACUGCAGUACCUUUCUGAUGAAGGUUCCUACCAUGGAGUUACAGUCAGUUAAUGAUUCUAAUUGUGACAGAAAAGCUGAAGUACAAGCAUUUGAAGAUUCAAAAUCUGGUGUAAAAGGUCUGCUAGAUUCUGGGGUGACAAAGAUUCCAAGCAUGUUCUAUGUCAAGUUAGACCCUUUAGAAAACACCAAACCAAGUGACUCAGAUUUCAGCAUCCCAGCCAUAGAUCUUCAAGACAUAGACAAGAGUUCAUCGUUGCGCCGCAAAGUAGUUGACCAGAUUAGAAGUGCAUCUCAGAAGUGGGGAUUCUUCCAAGUGAUCAACCAUGGUGUUCCUGAAGAUGUUAUGGAUGAGAUGAUCAAUGGAAUCUGUAGGUUUCAUGAACAAGAAGCUGAAUUAAAGAAACCGUUUUACUCAAGGGAGAACAGCAAGAAAGUCAGGUACUUCUCCAAUGGCAAGUUGUUCAGAGACUAUGCUGCUACUUGGAGGGAUACUAUUUCAUUUGUUGCAAAUCCUGAUAUUCCCAAUCCAGAACAAUUACCAGAAGUGUGUAGAGAUAUUGUGUGUGAAUAUACAAAACAAGUAACGGCAUUGGGUAUUAUAAUCCUUGAGCUGCUGUCAGAGGCUCUUGGCCUUGAUUCUUCUUACCUUACUAAAGAGAUGGAUUGUGCUGAGGCACUUUAUAUUAUGGGUCAGUACUAUCCACAAUGCCCUGAACCUGAGUUAACUAUGGGACUUACAAAGCACACUGAUUGUGACUUCAUAACUAUACUUCUGCAAGACCAAAUUGGUGGUCUUCAAGUUCUUCAUCAGAAUCAAUGGGUGGAUGUUCCUCCAAUACAAGGUGCUCUUGUUGUAAACAUUGGAGACAUUCUACAGCUUAUGAGCAAUGACAAGUUUAUCAGUGUUUAUCACCGGGUUUUGUCCAAGACGAUAGGCCCUAGAAUAUCAGUAUCAAGCUUCUUCAUGAACUUCACCAUAUCUGAGUGUACAUCAAAAGUUUAUGGUCCAAUCAAGGAAUUGUUAUCAGAUGAAAACCCUCCGCGAUACAGGGACGUUACAAUGAAAGAAAUCUUGACAAAUUAUUAUGCAAAAGGCUUUGAUGGCAACUCUUACUUGAUCCCUUUAAGAAAAGCUGAAGUACAAGCAUUUGAUGAUUCAAAAGCUGGUGUAAAAGGUCUCUCAGAUUCUGGGAUGACAAAGAUUCCUAGCAUGUUCUAUGUCAAGUUAGACCCUUUAGAAAACACCAAACCAAGUGACUCAAAUUUCACCAUCCCAAUCAUAGAUCUUCAAGACAUAGACAAGAGUUCAUUGCUUCGCUGCCAAGUAGUUGAUCAGAUUAGAAGUGCAUCUCAGAAAUGGGGAUUCUUUCAAGUGAUCAACCAUGGUGUUCCUAAAGAUGUUAUGGAUGAGAUGAUCAAUGGAAUCUGUAGGUUUCAUGAACAAGAAGCUGAAUUAAAGAAACCAUUUUAUUCAAGGGAUAGCAACAAGAAAGUUAGGUAUUUCUCCAAUAGUAAGCUUUUCAGAGACUAUGCUGCUACUUGGAGGGAUACUAUUUCAUUUGUUGCAAAUCCUGAUCUUCUUAAUCCAGAACAAUUACCAGCUGUGUGUAGAGAUAUUGUGUUUGAAUAUGCAAAACAAGUAAGGGCAUUGGGUAUUAUAAUCUUUGAGCUGUUGUCAGAGGCUCUUGGCCUUAACUCUUCUUACCUUAAAGACAUGGAUGCUGCUGAGGCACUUCAUAUUAUGGGUAAUUACUACCCACAGUGCCCUGAACCUGACUUAACCUUGGGACUUACAAAGCACACUGAUUUUGAUUUCAUGACAAUACUUCUGCAAGACCAAAUUGGUGGUCUUCAAGUUCUUCAUCAGAAUCAAUGGGUUGAUGUUCCUCCAAUGCAAGGUGCUCUUGUUGUGAACAUUGGAGAUAUUCUACAGCUUAUGAGCAAUGACAAGUUUGUCAGUGUUUAUCACCGGGUUAAGGCCAAGACAGUAGGUCCUAGAAUUUCAGUAACAACCUUCUUCAUGGACCUUACCACAUCUGAGUGUACAUCGCAGGUUUAUGGUCCAAUAAAGGAACUGUUAUCAGAUGAAAACCCUCCACUAUACAGGGAUGUUACUAGGAAAGAAAUCAUGGAAAAUUAUUAUGCAAAAGGCCUUGAUGGAAACUCUUACUUGAUCCCUUUAAGGCUAUGAACCAAAUAGUUGUAAUUGUUAAAUAAUGCCUAUGAAUGUUGUUGUUUUAAAUAAGCAGCAUCAGUUUCUUGAUGCACAAGGUAAAGCCAAAUGUAAUGGCUAUACCAUAGAAAACCUUAAUAGUUUUCUGUAUCAUGACAGUACUAAGUGUUGUGGGUGUAACAUAUUAAUUAAUCUCUUAUGCAGUUAUGAUAGAUGCCA
This is a messenger RNA of Arachis stenosperma, 2533 nucleotides long. Its product is annotated as 1-aminocyclopropane-1-carboxylate oxidase homolog 1-like. NCBI's taxonomy places the organism in Eukaryota, Viridiplantae, Streptophyta, Magnoliopsida, Fabales, Fabaceae. The transcript is spliced from 6 exons. The record is from RefSeq and is a predicted model, not a curated record. Bases 158 to 2332 code for a protein of 724 amino acids.